This is a messenger RNA of Diorhabda sublineata, 2005 nucleotides long. RefSeq names its product G-protein coupled receptor Mth2-like. Gene Ontology annotation, cellular component: membrane. Lineage: Eukaryota; Metazoa; Arthropoda; Insecta; Coleoptera; Chrysomelidae. Gene Ontology annotation, biological process: cell surface receptor signaling pathway; G protein-coupled receptor signaling pathway. The transcript has 7 exons. The coding region runs from base 73 to 1923 and encodes 616 amino acids. The record is from RefSeq and is a predicted model, not a curated record. Gene Ontology annotation, molecular function: G protein-coupled receptor activity.
GCUUCAUUCGACAAUAGCGAACCGAUUAGUCGACAACUGUCCGUUGCAAAAUGAUAAAAAACCAGAUUUAAAAUGAAACUAACAUUACUGACUGUUUGUUUUAUUAUUAGAGUGAGUUUGAGUGACGAAGUGUUGAAGUGCUGUUCAGAAGAGGAAGUUCUAGAUAAAAAAGAAGAAGUAUUCGAAUGCAUUCCAGAUGUAACUGAACAAUUUCAGUUAAACACAAAUAAAACGGGAGUUUUGGCUAAUUUAACCGAUGGGGGGUGCUACGAUUUGUACAAUGAUCGAUUAAUUUAUUUGGACGUUGAAAAAAACGAAAUAGUUUUUAUGGAAAAACCGGUUUUUCCGAAGUGUUGUCCUUUGAAGUAUGUUUAUAAUACGGUAUUACAUUCUUGUAUGAAACAAGAGGAUUCGGUUAAUAGUUUUAUUAAUGAAAGUUUAGUUAAAGUCGGUUUACGUAAAUGUAAAACUAUUAUUGAUUUGAAAUUCGAUUUUUUCGAUAGCAUAAAAUCUAUAAAUAGAUCUGUCGAUGAUUUUUGUGUGGAUCAAACUGAAUAUGACGGUUUCGUGUUGAGGGAAUGUCGAAUUGGUUUCGAUAUAUGUGAUGAGUUGAAAUGUAUUAGAAAAUGUUGUCCCGAUGGGCAGAGUUACGUGAACGGGGCGAAAUGUGAAAAUACUUACGAACACGGUACGAAUUUGAGUCGAUUUAGUGAUAUAGUGGAAAACCACGAAGAAAAUUUUGCGAUUAUUCACAAUCGUACAUGCCCCCAUAUACAUAUGGUGAAUCCCGACUCUAAUAUUACCAUCCACAAGAACGGAAGCUUCACCGAACGGUCAAAAAAAGGAGUUAGGACAUCCGACGUUAAAAAUAUGAAUUCUUAUUGCAUGGAACACCUCCAAAGGGGAUCUAAGAGAGACUAUUACAUUUUCCAAUGUUUCCCUGAAGACGAGAAUAGUUUAACCAAGUUCGAUUACAGAAUUUGGCCUUUUAUAUUAUCGACCGUACUACUAAUUUUGACGAUUUUGGUUUAUGUUUUCAUAAAAGAAUGGAAGAAGAUGUUCGGGAAGAUUUUGAUCAAUUAUUGUAUGGCUUCGUUGUGCGUUUUCAUUUUUUUGCUUAUAGCACAAUCUAAAACAACUCCCACCGAGACUGAGUGUCAGUUUAGAGCUUUCUCUAUAAUCUUCUUUGCAAUAGCUCAGUUUUCUUGGGCGAAUGUUAUGAGUUUUGAAAUCUGGGUAACAUUUGGAACCACCAGGAUAUAUCUAGGAUCAAGCCAAAAAGAAAAAGAACUGAAGAAAUUCAUAUUCUACAGUCUAUAUGGCUGGGGUGGACCUUUAUUAAUAACUCUAACGAUAUUAUUAUUUACGAAAUGGAAAGUUUUACCUUACACCAUCCAGCCACUUAUAGGAGAAAAAAAAUGUUUCUUUGAUAUCAGAUUAGGUAAUUAUGCCAAAUUGGUAUUCAUGAACAUCCCUUUAUUGAUAAUUCAAACGAUAAACAUGGUUUUUUUCAUAAAAACUGUACUUUAUUGUGUAAAAGUACGAACUGAAAUUAAUAAAAGAAAUGAUAGCAAGAUGACGAAUUCCGCAAAGAAAUUCAGCAAAGACAGACAAAGGUUAUUUCUCAUCAUAAAACUGUCAGUAGUGAUGGGUAUUGGUUUAAUAUUCGAAGUAAUAACAGCGUUCUUUGACAUGAGUGAAUUAGGCACGGUUCCAAAGUAUAUCGAAAUUAUUUUUGAUUUGUACAAUGCUUUACAAGGAGUUUUUAUUUUUAUUAUUUUCAUCUGUAAGAAGAAAGUUUUUUUUGCUCUGUUACAUAAAUAUAAUUUUUUUGGCAUGGCUUACACUCACAGCACGUCUUCUAUCCGAACCCAUUCGUCGAUAACGUCAAACGGACUUGCUUUAACUAGCGUUCCCAAAUAAAUAAAAAAUUGUUAUUUUUAUAUAUAAUAUGUCAUAUAUACGUACUUAUCGUGUUUAUUUAUCAAAUACAAAUUUUAUAAAA